Molecule: messenger RNA, 1266 nt
Organism: Dictyostelium purpureum
Lineage: Eukaryota; Evosea; Eumycetozoa; Dictyosteliales; Dictyosteliaceae
Exons: 1
Coding region: 1-1266 (421 amino acids)
Biological process (GO): positive regulation of DNA-templated transcription
Cellular component (GO): SWI/SNF complex
Source: RefSeq, a predicted model, not a curated record
AUGAAAAUAAGAAAUAAUAUAAUACUUAUUCUCUCUAUAACUUUGUUUUUAUUAUAUAUAACGAUUUCAGUAAAAAGUCAAGCGACAACAAAAAAUAAAAAUAAUAAUAAUAUAAAUAGCAUAAAUAGCAAAAACAAUAUAAAUAAUAAUAUAAACAAUAAUAAUAAUAUAAAUAAUAACAAUGUACAAAAUAUAAAUAAAAACAAUAACAAUCUAGUAAGAAGUAGCAGUAGCAGUAGCAAUAGUAAUAGUAAAAAUGGAAAAACCGAACAUGAACAUGAAUCAGUCAAAUGUGUAAAUAAUAAUUGUGAAAGAACCUACUAUCAUUCAAAAGGUGAUGGUAAUAAUAUAAAUAAUAUAAAUAAUAUAAAUAAUAUAGAUAAUAUAAAUAAUAAUAAUAAUGAAAUUGAAAAUAGCGAAGAUUCAAAUAGUUAUUAUUCAGCAUCAAAGCAUAUAGAUGGUGUUGACUAUUAUUAUACAAACAAUAACGGAGCAGAAUCGUUGGAUAUCAAGGGCAUUGAUGCAAAUCAAAUUUCAAAUGACUACAGAGAUAAACUUAUACAAGAUUUUAGAGAUGCUUUACAUAUCGAAGGAAAUGGUAUUGAACAAACAAACUACAACUAUGACAUUGGUUACCUUUCAAAUUGGUAUAACAGUUUUGUAUCACAAUUUAGGGAUAUUUUCACUCAACCAGGUUCCUCUGAUCCAAUCAUUCACACUGGUGCUUCUAACAAUCAUCAUUACAAUGGUUAUAAUUCUCAAUAUGGAAACGAUUAUGUUAAUAAUGUAGAUAAUUUCAGAUCUAUUUAUUCUUACGAAAAGAAAAUGCUCGGUGAGCAAGAGAAAUUGCAACAACAACUGGAUAAAACCAUGGAAGAUUUAUACAUUAUAGAUCAACAGGAAAUAGAUUUAAAGAAAAGAGUUUCAGAUAUCAACAUGUAUUAUAAACAGCUUGAAAAGAAUCCAUCUAUAAAAACAAUUAAAACUAUUGAAGAAUUGGUAGAAAUUGAAAGUGAAAGACUAUAUCUUUUAGAAAAACGUUUAAAGCGUGUAAGACAAAAAUUAUUAUCAAAAAAAGAAGUUUUAUCCUCAUUAAAUCAAGAUUUAAAUUUAUAUAACCAAGCACAACAAGCACAACAACAACUACAAAACCAACAACAACAACAACAACAGCAACAACAACAACAACAACAACAACAUCAACAACAACAACAACAGCAACAAAAAAACUAUUACCAACAACAACAACUAUCACAAGCUGCUUAA